AUGCACCCGACCGACACGCCUGUUAGCGCAGGCACUACCCUUCGCGACCAGGAAUCCCAUACCCACGAAACCGCCCCAGAGAGCACCCCAAGGCCAAAAGACGAGUCGCGCCCGAGCAACGAUGCGCCCUCGGCCAAGGAUGCCACCGCUGCCAAUCAGUCGACAGACGAAAAGAAGCCCGGCCAAGUCACCACAAACGACGACAACACCAGCGAGCCCGAUGCCGAAGACGAGUCCAAGUACCUCACUGGCUUCAAGCUGGCCAUCCUCUCGGUCGGACUGUGUCUCACCACCUUUGUCAUCGCACUCGACAACACAAUCAUCGCCACCGCCAUCCCCAAAAUCACCAGUGUCUUCAACAGUCUCGACGACGUGGGAUGGUAUGGCUCGGCCUAUCUCCUCACCACCACUUCGCUGCAGCCCUCUUUCGGCAGAGUAUACACCUAUUUCGACGUCAAGUACACCUACCUCUCCGCACUCGUCAUCUUCGAGGUCGGCUCCAUCAUCUGCGCCGCCGCAACCAGCUCAGCCAUGUUCAUCAUUGGACGAGCUGUCGCCGGUGCUGGUGCUGCCGCCCUCUACUCUGGCGGAAUGACCAUUAUCGGCUUCUCCGUGCCCCUGAGGAAACGGGCCAUCUACAUUGCCGCGCUAUCCUCCAUGUUCGGCAUCGCCUCGGUCGUCGGUCCCAUUCUUGGAGGCGCCUUUACAGACAAGCUCUCGUGGACCUGGUGCUUUUGGAUCAAUCUCCCCUUUGGCGCCAUCUCCCUCGCAGUCGUCUUCUUCUUCUUUACCAAUCCCAAACGCCAAUACUCCCACCUUCCGGUUGCCGAGCGGCUCAAGAACAUUGACAUUGCCGGCGCCAUAUUCCUCAUCUGCGCCAUUGUCAGUCUGCUUCUGGCACUGCAAUGGGGCGGCUUCUCUUACCCUUGGAGUAACUCCAAAGUAUGGGGUACAUUGCUGAGCUUUGGCCUGCUCAUCACCGUCUUCAUUGCUCUACAGAUUCGACAAAAAGAACGCGCCACAAUCCCUCUCCGUGUUUUUACUCAACGUACCGUACUCGUUAGUUGCUUAUACUCGGCCUUGCUGUCCAUGGCCUUGUAUACCCACAUCUUCUACCUGCCCUUCUACUUCCAAGCAAUCAAAGGCACCUCGGCCGAGGAAUCAGGUAUCCGCACCAUCGCAUACCUCGUCAGCAUCACCUGUUCCUCCAUUGUCAUCGGCAGCCUGAUCACCAUUGUCGGGUGGUAUGCACCCUUCAUGUGGUUCGGCAGCGCUAUUUUCGCCGUCGGAGCCGGCAUGUUGUACACACUCAAAGUCGGCUCCCCCGCCGGCCAAUGGAUCGGCUACCAAAUCCUCGCUGGUAUCGGCGCCGGCGCUGGCGUGCAGAUUCCUUUUAUUGCCGUGCAGGUCGUCACAAACGAAAAGGACAUGCCGUCCGCAAACGCAUGCGUCAUGUUUUUCAAUUCCCUCGGCGGCGCCCUAUCCAUCUCCAUUGCACAGAACAUCUUUGUCAAUUCCCUGACAAAGGAAAUCCCAAAGUAUGCCCCUGGUAUUGAUGCUAGGGUCGUUGCCCACGCAGGCGCCACCAACCUGAGAAACGUCGUGCCCAAGGAGCUGUUGCCGGGCGUGCUGCAUGGAUACAACAAUUCCAUUGUUACGGCGUUUAUACUCGCCAUCGCAACCAGUGGUAUUGCGUUUUUCGUGAGCCUGGGCAUGGAGCAGAAGAGUGUCAAGGGGAAGAAGAUUAUGGCGGCUGGUGGAGCGUAA
Messenger RNA from Exserohilum turcica Et28A, 1767 nucleotides. RefSeq lists its product as uncharacterized. NCBI's taxonomy places the organism in Eukaryota, Fungi, Ascomycota, Dothideomycetes, Pleosporales, Pleosporaceae. The record is from RefSeq and is a predicted model, not a curated record. Bases 1 to 1767 code for a protein of 588 amino acids. Gene Ontology annotation, molecular function: transmembrane transporter activity. Gene Ontology annotation, biological process: transmembrane transport. The transcript is spliced from 2 exons.